Messenger RNA from Lactuca saligna, 562 nucleotides. The record is from the annotation of a GenBank genome assembly. NCBI's taxonomy places the organism in Eukaryota, Viridiplantae, Streptophyta, Magnoliopsida, Asterales, Asteraceae.
AUUAAUUACCAUCUUCUCAAUUCUUAAGUCAACAUCUUCAUAUUUUGCUUCAAUGAUUCGAAAUAUGGAUGCUCAUGAAUAUCAAGAUUAUGGAGAAGAUUCUGAAGAAUAUUGUAUAGAAGAAACACCGGCAUGGAAUGUUAUACCAAGUGACGAAUCAGACCAAGAAGAGGAGCCACAAGAACACCAACCUUCAAAAAAACGAAAAUUUGCAACCCCACAAAGACGAAGACAACCAAAAAAACUAACACAAACAAAAAAACCAACACUACCAAAAAACCAACACAAGAAAAAUACCCAACAAAACCAAAACCCAAAAACAGAAAAAAUGACUCAAAAGGAGUUAAAGGACCGGAUUAACUCAACCAGACGAGGUGAGGAUAGAGAUAAUUGUACUGCUCCUGUUCGGAAUUACUUCAAGAUAGAAUGGAUAAAGGAGGAAGAUGGAAUUGAAAGAAAGUGGGCCGAAUGUAAUUAUUGUUUAAAAUUACUAGCCGCAUAUCCAAACUGGAAUGGGACAACUUCAAUAAAACAAGCAUUUUAAUGAGUGCAAGUUAAAACC